AUGAGCGAGGAUACUUACAAGGAAUACAAGUCGAAAUUCAGAAUCGAACCGACAAGUGCUAAACUCCGAACAUACAUGGGAGAUCAGAUUCCUGUAAUAGGACGUACAAUCGUCAAUGUCAACUACAAGAAGGAAAGUGCAAAAUUACCAUUACUGAUAGUGAAGCGUAAAGGUCCGAAUUUACUAGGCCGAGACUGGUUGAACAAACUCCAACUGGAUUGGAAUGAUAUUUUCUCUGUCGUUGGAAGUGAUAAUCAAUCGAGGGAUUUAAAUGUGAUCUUAGAAGCAAAUAAGGAGGUUUUCAAAGAUGAACUUGGAACUGUAAAAGGCAUGAAAGCAAAAAUUGAUGUCGAUGAGAGUGCCGUUCCGAAAUAUUUCAAGGCUCGCCCUUUGUCGUAUGCGUUGAAGGAUAAAGUGGAGAUGGAACUUGAACGUCUUGAGAAGGAGGGUCAGAUUCAGCAAGUGGAAUUUUCCGACUGGGCCGCUCCGAUAGUACCUGUAGUUAAGGAGAACGGAUCUAUUAGAAUUUGUGGUGACUACAAGGUAACCGUUAAUGCCGUUUCAAAGUUAGACAACUAUCCGAUACCUAAAACUGAGGAUUUGUACGCAACGCUUGGAGGAGGACAAGAAUAUACAAAAUUGGAUUUAAAUCAAGCAUAUCAACAAAUUGAACUUGAUGAGGACAGUAAAAGAUUUAAGAGAAUCGGAAUUCGGUUAAAGAAACAGAAGUGUGUGUUCAUGGCCGAAGAAGUUGUUUAUUUGGGAUUUAAAAUAAACAAACACGGAAUCUACCCUCGAAUCUACCCAGUGGAGAGUAAAGUUGAGGCGAUCGAUAAAGCACCAAGUCCGACAAACGUGACAGAAUUGAAAGCUUAUCUUGGAAUGCUGAACUAUUACAAUAGAUUCUUAGCGAAUUUGUCUCACUUGUUAAAGCCGCUACAUGUACUUCUACAGAAAGACACAAAAUGGAGUUUGGAAAAAGAACAGGAAAAAGCAUUCAAAGAGUCCAAACAGCUGUUGAAAUCCUCAUCAGCACUUGUACAUUUCCGAAAAAGAAAUUAA
Mytilus trossulus (common blue mussel) is the source of this 1062-nucleotide messenger RNA. RefSeq lists its product as uncharacterized. Lineage: Eukaryota; Metazoa; Mollusca; Bivalvia; Mytilida; Mytilidae. The coding region runs from base 1 to 1062 and encodes 353 amino acids. The transcript is spliced from 2 exons. The record is from RefSeq and is a predicted model, not a curated record.